This is a messenger RNA of Setaria italica (foxtail millet), 1745 nucleotides long. Its product is annotated as E3 ubiquitin-protein ligase PUB23. The coding region runs from base 151 to 1464 and encodes 437 amino acids. The transcript has a single exon. Gene Ontology annotation, molecular function: ubiquitin protein ligase activity. Lineage: Eukaryota; Viridiplantae; Streptophyta; Magnoliopsida; Poales; Poaceae. Gene Ontology annotation, biological process: protein ubiquitination. The record is from RefSeq and is a predicted model, not a curated record.
CCCAUUUCGAUCAGGGAAUUUCUCUGAUCUUCAUAUCCCUCUCUCUCUCUGUCGCUUUGCUUCUCUCGUAGUUUCAUGAGUAGAUAGGUGAGUAGAGUAGACGUAUCCGCGCGCGCAAGAGAAUAGGUAGCUAGGAUAGAUCAAGAAUCCAUGGAGCGGUCGCCGGCGCCGGCGCCGGUGGAGGUGCCCAGGUUCUUCGUGUGCCCGAUCUCGCUGGAGGUCAUGCGGGACCCGGUCACGCUGUCGUCGGGGAUCACCUACGACCGGGACAGCAUCGAGCGCUGGGUCUUCACCGACGGCCACGGCGACUGCCCCGUCACCAAGCUGCCGCUGGGGGCCGGCGACCGGGAGCCCACGCCCAACCACACGCUCCGGCGGCUCAUCCAGUCCUGGUGCGCCGCGCACGCCGUCGAGCGGUUCCCCACCCCGCGCCCGCCCGUCGACGCCGACCGCGUCGCCGCGAUCGUCGACGCGGCGAGGAAGGGCGGCCGGCCGGAGGUCCUGGCCGCUCUCCGGGAGCUCGCGGAGAUCAUCGGCGAGAGCGACCGCAACCGGCGGUGCGUCGAGGGCGCGCCUGGCGCGGUGGAGUUCCUCGCGUCCGUCGUCAAGAAGCAUGCCGCAAGCACGCUAUCCAAGCCUUUGGAAUUGAUGCACGACGUGCCGGAGGACUCGCCCAUGUCGACCUCGCCGGAGGAGGCGGCUCUGAGCAUCCUGCAUUCGCUCAAGCCCUCCGAGGAGACCCUGAAGAGAAUCUUGGAAAGCAACGACGAUUUCGUGGACACCUUGGCGUCUGUGCUGCGGUGGCCGAGCCACCGGGCGCGCACGCACGGGAUGCACCUGCUCAAGGCGGCGCUGUCGGCGAUGCAGCCGUCGCGGCUGAGCACAGCUAGCACCGAGCUGAUCGAGGGCGUGGUCAGGGUGGCGGCGGACAGGGCGCUGCCGCCUAAGGCUGUCAAGCUGGCUCUCCACGUGCUCUGCCGGCUCAGCCCGUGGGGCCGGAACCGCAUCAAGGCGGUGGAGGCCGGCGCCAUGGCGGCGCUCGUAGAGCUGCUCCUCAACGAGGGGUGCGGCGGUGGCAGCAACGGCGGCGGCGGCAAGCGGGCCGGCGAACUCGCGGCGGUGGCGAUCGACCACCUGUGCGGGUGCGCGGAAGGGCGCCAGGAGCUGGUGGCGCACCCGGCUGGGCUGGCGGCGGUGGCGAGGGCGGCGACGCGGCUGUCCCCCACGGGCACCGAGAGCGCGGUGCGUGCGCUGCACGCGGUGGCGAGGCACGCGGCGACUCCCGCGGUGCUGCAGGAGAUGCUGGCCGUCGGGGUGGUGGCGAGGCUGCUGUACCUGGUGCAGGCCGGCGCCGCCGGCGAGCGACCGAGGGAGAGAGCGAGGGAGAUGCUCAAGAUGCACGCCAGGGUCUGGAGGGGCUCGCCGUGCCUGGCGUCGCACCUGGCAACCUCCUACCCUUGUUGACAACUUGAUAUCGCAUGACGACGCGACCGAGCAAGAUCAGGAUUUGCAGAUUUGGUGACCAUUUUCACCUCCAAUAUAGUUGAUUGUCACAUCGUACGAUUCGUAGUAAAUCGGCAAAACCUUUCUUCUUUGCUUCAUCGUUGCAUGUAAAGAUUGUAUUCUUAAACCGCAAGGUUUGAUGUGUAGCUUCCCCAAGAUGGGGGUGUUGGAUACGGAGAUUCGUUACACUGGCAUAUAAAAUGUACAUUUUGGAAGAAAAUUGCAACAUUUUGUUUGUUAAA